AGUGGAUUCAUUUGUCUUGGGAUAUGGUAAAGGCAUAUUGAAUUUCUGCUUUGGUGACCCAAACACAAAAAUAGACGCGAUUCCAGGUGAUAUGGUGGUGAACUCCAUACUUGCAGCAAUUAUAGCACAUGGAAAUCAAUAUUAUUCUUCUCAAGAAUCAAUAUAUCACAUUAGCUCUUCCGAAAAAAAUCCUCUAAAAUCUUGUGAUAUUCAAUUGUUUCUGUUUCAUUCCUUCACCAAAAAUCCAUGGAUCAACAAAGAUGGGAACAUCAUCAAAGUGGGAAUGCCUCCGCUAUUUAGCAGCAUGGAUAGCUUUCAAAAUUACAUUUCAACCUAUUAUUGGCCAUUGUUAAAGAUACUAGAGUUGGCAAAUCUAUUAUCAUGGCAGCGUUUUGACAAAACCUACAAAAAUUUGAAAAGGAAGAUUGAUAUGGCUAUACGUCUAGCUGAACUCUACAAACCUUACUUGCUUUUCCACGGCAGCUUUGAUGAUGUUAAUACCGAGAGGUUGAGAAUGGCAAUGAAAGAUUGCAACAUAGAAGAUGUGCUCAGCUUUGAUCCAAGAUACAUUAAAUGGGAAGAUUACUUCAUGAAUACUCAUUUCCCCGGAGCUGUAAAGCGCAUAUUCUAAGAUUAAUGUACAAGAUUCAUGUGUUAAACGACUCGUCUUACCACACCUUCUCUUGAAUUCUUGAAAAAAUGUCCGUCAUUUCUUCUGCA
Nicotiana tabacum (common tobacco) is the source of this 720-nucleotide messenger RNA. The record is from RefSeq and is a predicted model, not a curated record. NCBI's taxonomy places the organism in Eukaryota, Viridiplantae, Streptophyta, Magnoliopsida, Solanales, Solanaceae.